AUGAAUCCAUCCAUGCUCAAGUUUCAGGGCUCAACCUCACUGUUGCGGCUCAGCCCCGUGGAGGAUGUUCCAGUGAAGCGGGUUAGGGAAUCCACCUCGAUUUGCGAGGAAAACUUUGUCCAAUCUACCAAAAGGAACGAGGAUGGGAGGUCGAUCGCACUGGCUCAGUUCCUCCGAAACGAGAUUCGACUGAAUAAAGACGUUGCGUCAAAAAAGCAGUACGACUCAGUCAUUCAAGAGUAUUUAGAUUUAGGUCAUAUGCACCAAGUCUCUCCGGACGACUCUAAUAAUUUUUAUUUGCCCCAUCAUGCUGUCUUCAAACCAGACAGCACCACAACGAAGGUUCGCGUUGUGUUUAAUGCUUCCAAUCCUUCAUCCAACGGGAACAGCCUCAAUGAUAUCCUUCAUGCGGGGCCCGUACUGCAGUCCGAUCUUACUAUCCAGAUUCUAAAAUGGCGUUUCUUCAAGUAUGUGUUCAAUGCGGACAUCACAAAAAUGUACAGGCAAAUUCGGUUGGCUCAGGAUAUCCGAGGCCAAUAUCCUUUGGCAAGUGACAUCAUCUCGAACUUCAUGUACGUUGACGAUGUGCUCGCAGGCACUCACACUAAGCAGUCGGCAGUUUUAGCCAUCGAGGAGCUUCGGCUGGCUCUUGAGAGUGCUGGUUUUCCAUUGCGGAAGUGGACCUCGAACGAAAGAAAACUCCUACAAGAGGAUCCAAAGGAGCACUUGAUUAGUGCAGACUUUCUGGAGCUUGAAGAGGCUAGUACGGCGAAAACCCUACGCCAACGGAUCAAAAUUUGGCUACGGGAGCUGGGCUGGGAUCAGCCACUCCCCAGGGAUCUCGCGACCCAGUGGCGGGAGUUCCUAGAAGGGUAUCCUGCCCUGAAGGAGAUUCGUAUCCCGAGAUGGGUACGUUUCCAUCCAGCUGCGAAACUCCAGUACCAUGCGUUUUGCGACGCGUCACAGGACGCCUAUGGGGCUGCUAUUUUCGUCCGAAUCGAAACGAAGGAAGGCUGUUGUACCCAUCUACUUACAUCCAAAACCCGAGUCGCUCCUGUCAGAUCCAUCUCCAUACCACGCUUGGAAUUGUGCGGAGCAGUGCUGCUCACGGAGCUGGCAGCUCUAGUAAUUUCUGAAGUGCCUCCUUAUGACUAUGAGACCUUUUACUGGACCGACUCUACGAUCGUUCUUGCAUGGCUGAACAAUCCAGCUGAUCUGGCAAGCCGGGGCGUCUCACCCCAAGAGCUGAAGGACAGCGCACUGUGGUGGCGUGGGCCAGCUUGGUUGCACCUCAAACAGGAGCAGUGGCCGAGUGAGUUGUUGGUCCAUCCGGAGACUGAGCUUGAGCAGCGCCCCGUCAAAUGCCACACGGUCGCAGUGCCCUCAGCAGUUGAAAUCCUAGAGAGGUUCUCAGCCUUUGACCGAGCUCUGCGAGUUCUUGCUUAUGUGUUUCGUUUUGUGAAAAGUUGCCGGAGGGAAGGUGUAGCCUCAUCGGCAGAACUCACUGCGGCGGAGUUGUCGGAGGUGCAGGAGCGGCUAAUUGUGCUCACUCAGAAGAAUGAGUUUCCCGCCGAAUAUAAGGUUUUGAGCAACAAGCAACAAGUUCCACCCGCAAGCGCAAUUUCGAACCUAAACCCCUUUCUUGACGGGAAUGGGGUCUUGAGAGCAAGCGGCAGGUUACAAGCAUCUGAAAUGCUUAGUUAUGAUGAAAAACAUCCGAUCAUCCUUCCUGCACGGUGUAGGUUCGCCGAACUUCAAGUCUUGUUUAUCCAUCGCAUAUCCUUGCAUGGGGGGAAUCAAUUAAUGAUCCGACUGAUUCGCUCCAAAUUCUGGAUUCCCAAGCUUAAAAUGUUGGUGAAACGAGUGUGUGUCAUCCACAAGAAGAGACUGCAGACGCAGUUGAUGGGGAAUUUGCCCCGUGCGAGGUCCACCUUCUCCAGACCGUUCACCCAUACGGGAGUGGACUUCGCAGGACCAUUUGACGUCAAGAGUUAUGUCGGUCGAGCCUGCAAAAUCACAAAGGGAGAAGUUCUUGGCCGCAUUCUCCCGGUUUUUGCUCGGCGUGGGUGUCCACAACACGUCUACUCUGACAACGGGAAAACGUUUGUCGGAGCUUCCACGUCCUUAUCAAAGGAUUUCAUUGAAGCUACCAGAACAUCGGUUUUAUCGCAGCACAGUCUUCAGAAUGUGUCCUGGCAUUUCAACCCUCCUGGCGCACCUCAUAUGGGAGGGCUUUGGGAGGCAGGUGUGAAGAGCUUCAAGUCGCAUUUUUACAAGUACACAGCCGCUGGGAAAUACACGUUCGAAGAACUGACUACCCUCCUGGCGAAGAUUGAGGCCUGUUUGAACUCCAGGCCCAUCUCGCCAAUGUCCGAAGAUCCCACGGACCUUAUCGCUCUGAGCCCUGGGCAUUUUCUAAUCGGUGGACCAUUGCUUGCGGUAGCAGAACCUGAGGUUAAAGAAGGUCCCAGCUCCAUUAUCAAUCGGUGGCGGAGGUUGAAAGCCCUGAAUCAGCAGUUCUGCCUGCGUUGGAAGGAGGAAUACCUAAAGGAACUCCACAAAAGGAAUAAAUGGAAGUUCCCAACGCGAGAUCUCCAGGCUGGAGACAUGGUGGUGAUCAAAGAGGAGAACUUGCCAUCCAACGAGUGGCGACUUGGGCGUAUCCAAGUGGUCUGUCCCGGCGUGGACGGCAAGGUUGUGUCGUCCUACGUCGUCCAUGUCCGCAUAUACAAUGGCUCCAGCGAUCCGCCACGAUGUAUACCGCUGUCGAGUGUGCAGGGGGGUUCACCCAUUGAGGAGCUGCCAGCGAUUCCUGCAACUGCCGGCUGUGAAGCGGCAACUGCGCUAACUGUCUGGCCCACGAGCAUUCGGGUCGGUCGUGUCGCAGCAAAUCGAGGUGCCGCAUCUGCCGAGAGGCCCACCACACUCUGCUGCACAUCCGCGGCGAGCAGCCAGGCUCUUCGAGGCCUCAACGGAAGCGUGAGCCACAAGCAGCGGCUCAGCCUCAACGGCGUCAGGAACUCAUUGUCAACGCCGACGGGCGCGCCUAGCUUGGUGCGGACGAGCGUCAGCAUCCUUCCGACCGCUGCCGUGCUCAUUGGGUCCGAGCAGAAGAGAUUCGAUGUGCGAGUCGUGGUGGAUCCGUGCUGUCCCGUGAGUCGCAUCCACGUCUCGCUGGUGAAGGCCCUCAACUUGGCCGUCACGGGCGUGGGCAACGAACGGCUGUGCACCACCGAGAUUCGCUCGAAAACGUCCCGGAUGAGCAAACAGCUGCUGAUGGUGGUGGACGAGCAGAUGCAGAGCCGGACGCCGGCACAGCCCCUGGAUCCGAAGGUGCAGGACAUGUUCCACAACAUGACGCUAGCGGAUGACCGGUGGUUCCACCCAGCGCUUGUCUCGGCUGUCCUUGGAGCAGACGUUUACGCCGACCUGAUGCUGCCGGGUAUCAUCGCGAGCCAGGACGGCCUGCCCAUGGCACAAAAUUCCAAGCUGAGAUGGAUUCUUUCGGGACGCUGUUCUCUGUCCUAA
Messenger RNA from Drosophila santomea, 3528 nucleotides. RefSeq lists its product as uncharacterized. Gene Ontology annotation, molecular function: nucleic acid binding. The record is from RefSeq and is a predicted model, not a curated record. NCBI's taxonomy places the organism in Eukaryota, Metazoa, Arthropoda, Insecta, Diptera, Drosophilidae. The transcript is spliced from 10 exons. Gene Ontology annotation, biological process: DNA integration. Bases 1 to 3528 code for a protein of 1175 amino acids.